Striga asiatica is the source of this 2934-nucleotide messenger RNA. Lineage: Eukaryota; Viridiplantae; Streptophyta; Magnoliopsida; Lamiales; Orobanchaceae. The record is from the annotation of a GenBank genome assembly.
CUCAUAUUUAUAGCUUCAAACUGUUGUGACACUCAAAAGAAGCUGACUGCUAUAUGACAAAAUCCAGCAUCCUAUUUACUCCAUCUAAAAACCUCUCAAUUUCAACCCUUUUUUCUUUCUUUUCUUCUUCUUUUUUUGUGGGGGCCGGAUAAAAUUCAGCUUUUUGGCCGAUAAUGUUUGCUGCUUUGGCUUAUGGGCCAGCUUAUUCAGUCCUAAUUUCAAGCGGGCCGUAUCAUUUUACGGGUUCAGUUAUUUCCUGUACGUACGUUGUGUCUCUCUCGUUUUGGUGUGAAAUGAUAAAUGAUGAUGAUGAUGGUGGUGGUUAUGAGAGAGAGAUUAUGGAAAUUAUUGAAAUGCUGAAAUCUGCAAAUAUGAGGACAGAGAGGCAAGGUUCUAAAGCCAGGAAUUAUGUUGGAGGCUUACUGAACUUGUUCGACUGGAAUGCAAAGUCACGAAAGAAGUUAUCGAGCAAGGCCGAAUUGCCUGAGAAAUUCAAGCAGAAAAAAAGAUUUAACGGGAAUAUGCCUACGACACUGCUUCAUAUGCUUGACGAAGACGAAUUUGCAGCUGGGUCGAGCGUGAAAGGUAGCAGUGACUACAGUUGUGCCUCAUCAUUAACCGAAGGCGAUUUUUACAAAAGCAAGGCUCCUAACGUUGUUGCUCGGCUCAUGGGAUUAGAUUCUUUACCAAAAUCAAGCUUUCUCGACCCCAACUCAACUCCACUUACCGAAUGCCGGUCUUUUGCGAGUAGUUCCCAUUACAAAUCUAAAAGUCUCGAUUUUUCCCAAGAUUUGGAGUUCAAAUGUGAAAAUUUUGCAAAACGGUCGACUGAGAAAUUCUGCGCCAAAAUUAUGCCGCCAAGAUCGGCUAAGUCGCUUAUUUCUCCUGUUAGAAAUUCGAGUCUUCGGAAGCCAAAUGAUGCCACUCACUUAAUGGAAGCAGCUGCUAAGAUUAUCAAGCCGGGGCCUAAGGCCAGGGAAAAGACGAAAAUGCCCCAAAGAGUAAGGGAAUCGAAAGAGAAGGUCCAAGCUGUGAAAAAAACAUCGAAAAGUGAAUUUAGACACUCAGUCACUAGAAGCUGGGAUGGUUCAGUGGAUUAUUCGGGGGCAAUUGAUGCGAAAAAUAACGGAAAGUCGGUUUCGCUUGCGUUACAAGCUAAGACCAAUGUUCAAAAAAGAGCAUUGGUCGGCCAGAAAGAAACGAGUGAGUCAAGUACGACGAACAGGGUGUUGACCAGUCAAUCCCAUGCACAAAAGAGUACUACACUUAAGAAACCAUCUGCACAGAAAGGCACGAACGUGCUUCGUCAAAAUAAUCAGAAGCAAAAUUGCCCUGCCGAUAGCAAAAAGGUGCCACCUUUGAAAUCCGGAUCUCAAAAAGGUAGUCUUGUGGGCCCCACUAAAGUUUCGUCUAAGUUGGCAUCAGAAGUUGGAGAUGACAAGAAACGUGUGAGGUCUCGUAGCUCAGCUGGAGUUGCUAAAAUCAAACGAUCUUUUGAUGGUAAUAUCAGCUCAGAAAAGAAUGAGCCGAAGGGUAAAUAUGGAAAUCUCGUAGACUCUGGUGGUGCUGUGGAUGUCGUUUCUUUUACGUUCAGUGCUCCAGUUGCUGCAAGGGAAGGAGGUGGCUCAGUGGGGUCCACAAAUUCUCCGAGUAAACGAAUAUUGCUUGACCCAAGUGGCGUGGAUGGUCAAAAGUUUUUGUCACUUGGACAAAGUGUUGAUACAGUAAGGCACACUUUCUUGGAGGGGAGACUGAAGGUAUUGACUCAGAAAGAGUUUACACAACAGAAAACCAAAGAUGGAGUUUGGAUAGAUAAUCCUGAAGGCCAACCGAGGUCAAGUCUUAUGCAAGAUGGCCAUUCUUGUUCUAAUGGAUUUAUCACUGGUCAAAAGUGGCAGGUUAAAGAUGUAGACAUACAUGAUCAAAGGACCAUUUUUGGAGAGAGAACUUUACUUGAUAAUCGGCUUCCAAGUCCCGUUUCUGUUUUUGACCAUAUUUCCAUAACAGAAAGUUCCAAUUCCUCAGAAACCACAGACAGUAGUACCACAAGAGGUGGCAACCUGUAUUCGUCCAUUCAAUUUCAAGAAGCUGAUUUAUCAGACUCAGCUUCUUCUACUUCGAAAGCAUCCAAAACGAGAAGCAUCGCAUUAAAUUCCCCUUACCAUAAUAAAUCAAGAAAUUUGGAACUAUUGUACAUAAAGAAGCUACUAAGCAAUAUCGAACCUAUGUUUAAGGACUACGCACUCGGCAAAACUAGUGAGAUCAUAAACCCUCAUGUUUUCAAACAACCCGAAAAUCGAGAAGAAGGGCAUUCGCAUGGUGUUGAAAGUAUUCCAAGAUUAGAUCGAAGGCUUAUGUUUGACUGCGUGAACGAGUGCUUGGACUUGAGGUGCGGACGAUUUGCAAAGGGAGGAUAUAAAUUAUGGGCUAAGGGUACGCUUGUGGUUAAAAGAAAUGAGGUGUUAGCUGAAAAUGUGUACAGAGAUAUUUCUUGUUGGGGUUCAAUGGGACAUUUUAUGGUCGAUGAAAUUGUUGGUAAGGAUAUGAGCAGCAAAAAUGGGUCGUGGCUCGACCAUGAAGUUGAUGUUUUUGCGCUCGGGAUUCAGAUAGAGUCUUGGGUAUUGAGUAGUUUGAUAGAUGAAGUUGUUGAUGAUAUUUUGGUGCUUUGAGCACAGGGGAGUAUAUAUGUGUGUGAGUCAAAAGUUUUGAGCACAGGGAAGUAUAUAUGCGUGUGAGUUUGAUCAAUCUUCAUGUUUCAAUUGGCUGAACAAUCUGUGAAAUUUAAAUAUUGGGAAACAGUGUAACUGUUGACAUACUGAAAUUAUACGUACUAGUAUUAAAAGUAUAUGAAAAAGGGAUAUAAGUUGGGGAAACAUUUUUUAUUCAAGUAUUGUUUUAUCCUUUCGACUAUUUAUUGUGAGCCUAAAACUUUGG